GAGGUUUGAGUACCCGAAUGAUCCUGGGAGCUAUGUUGUCUGGGGCUGUAUGCUCCUGGUAGGGUCUCCCAAGGCAAACAGGUCCUUGGUGACUGGCCAGACAAAGAACAGUUCACAAACCCCUUAUGUCAACAUUUAAAUCAAGGACCGUGACGUUGCCCGGCAUGGCACAGCCGGGGCCCCACCCUGGAGCCAGGCCCGGGGUUGGGGCUCGUAUGCGAGCGCCUGGUGGCCGGGCCUUCCCCCAUGGGGGAGCGUAAGGGGCCGGUGCAUAGUGGAUCGGGCGACAGUCGUAGGCGAGACCCCCGACGACCCGAUCUCUGGACACGAAAUCUGGCUUUAGGGACGUGGAAUGUCACCUCGUUGGCGGGGAAGGAGCCUGAGCUUGUGCGGGAGGUCGAGACGUACCGACUAGAGAUAGUCGGACUCACCUCCACGCACAGCUUGGGCUCCGGAACCACACUUCUUGAGAGAGGCUGGACUCUCUACCACUCUGGAGUUGCCCAUGGUGAGAGGCGGAGGGCUGGAGUGGGUUUGCUAAUAGCCCCCCAGCUCAGCCGCCAUGUGUUGGAGUUCACCCCGGUGAACGAGAGGAUCGCUUCCCUGUGCCUUCGAGUCGGGGAUAGGUCUCUCACUGUUGUUUGUGCCUACGGGCCGAACGGCAGUGCGGACUACCCGGCCCUCUUGGAGUCUCUGGGAGGGGUGCUGGAAAGUGCUCCGACUGGAGACUCCAUCGUUCUACUGGGGGACUUCAACGCUCAUGUGGGCAGUGACAGUGACACAUGGAGGGGCGUGAUUGGGAGGAACGGCCCUCCUGACCUGAACCCGAGCGGUGUUCUGUUAUUGGAUUUCUGUGCUAACCACGGUUUGUCCAUAACGAACACCAUGUUCCAGCAUAAGGGUGUCCAUCAGUGCACGUGGCACCAGGACACCCUAGGCCGGAGGUCGAUGAUCGACUUUGUGGUCGUGUCAUCAGACCUUCGGCCAUAUGUCUUGGACACUCGGGUGAAGAGAGGGGCGGAGCUGUCAACUGAUCACCACCUGGUGGUGAGUUGGAUCCGAUGGCAGGGGAGGAAGCUGGACAGACUCGGCAGACCCAAACGUACUGUGAGGGUCUGUUGGGAACGUUUGGCCAAGCCCCCUGUCAGAGAGAUCUUCAACUCCCACCUCCGGCAGAGCUUCGACCGGAUCCCGAGGGAGUCUGGAGAUAUUGAGUCCGAGUGGACCAUGUUCUCCACCUCCAUUGUCGCUGCGGCUGCUCGGAGCUGUGGCCGUAAGGUCUCCGGUGCCUGUCGAGGCGGCAAUCCCCGAACCCGGUGGUAGACACCAGAAGUAAGGGAUGCUGUCAAGCUGAAGAAGGAGUCCUAUCGGGCCUGGAUGGCUUGUGGGACUCCGGAGGCAGCUGACAGGUACCGGCAGGCCAAGCGUACUGCAGCCCAGGUAGUCGUGGAGGCAAAAAAUCGGGCCUGGGAGGAGUUCGGUGAGGCCAUGGAGAAAGACUAUCGGUUGGCCUUGAAGAGAUUCUGGCAAACUGUUCGACGCCUCAGGAGGGGGAAGCAGUGCCCUACCAACACUGUUUACAGUAGAGAUGGGCACCUGUUGACCUCAACUGGGGAUAUCGUCGGGCGGUGGAAGGAAUAGUUGGAGGAUCUCCUCAAUCCCACCGACUUGUGUUCCGUUGAGGAAGCAGUGGCUGGAGACUCGGAGGAGCACUCGU
This is a messenger RNA of Carassius carassius (crucian carp), 1717 nucleotides long. RefSeq names its product craniofacial development protein 2-like. The transcript has 2 exons. Gene Ontology annotation, molecular function: catalytic activity. Bases 247 to 1323 code for a protein of 358 amino acids. The record is from RefSeq and is a predicted model, not a curated record. NCBI's taxonomy places the organism in Eukaryota, Metazoa, Chordata, Actinopteri, Cypriniformes, Cyprinidae.